Messenger RNA from Hansenula ciferrii, 744 nucleotides. RefSeq names its product rRNA-processing protein UTP11 (gene UTP11). The coding region runs from base 1 to 744 and encodes 247 amino acids. Gene Ontology annotation, biological process: rRNA processing. The record is from RefSeq and is a predicted model, not a curated record. NCBI's taxonomy places the organism in Eukaryota, Fungi, Ascomycota, Saccharomycetes, Phaffomycetales, Wickerhamomycetaceae. The transcript has a single exon. Gene Ontology annotation, cellular component: nucleolus; small-subunit processome.
AUGCCUAAACUCGUACAUAACGUCCAGAAGAAACAACAUAGGGAACGUUCCCAACCAGGGGACAGAAAGAAGUUUGGUCUUUUGGAAAAAAAGAAGGAUUAUCAACUUCGUGCUAAAGAUUAUCAUAGAAAACAAAAUACUUUAAAAGCAUUAAAACAAAAAGCCCUACAGAGAAAUCCUGAUGAAUAUUAUCAUGCUAUGACAAGUAAGAAGACUGAUGAUCGUGGUCUUUUGAUUUCUGAAAGAGAUAAUGAAGUCUUAACUGCGGAUCAAGUUAAACUAUUGAAAACUCAAGAUUCAACAUAUAUUAAAAAUUUAAGAAAUGAAGAAUUGAAAAAAAUUGAAAAAUUAGAGAAAUCUUUAAAUUUUAAAAGUAAUGGUAAACAUACUGUGUUUGUAGAGGAUGAAAUUGCCAAAGAAGAAUUUGAUCCUGUUAAAUUUUUCCAAACUGAUAAGAAUUUAUUACAAAAUAGAGAAAAUAGAUUAAAAUUAAAUCAAUUACAAACUGAUAAAUCAUUAGUUGAUAGACUUGAUGAAGAAUUCAUGCCAAAAGAAGCUCUUGAUAAGAAAAGAAUCAAGAAAUAUGCUGCAUUACAAGCUCAUUUACAAAGACAAGAAGAAUUAAAAGAAGUUGAAGAAAGAAUGGAUAUACAGAGAGAAGGUAUGAAAAAAGGUGAUAAAAAGAAAGUUAUAGAUGCAAAUGGUAGAAGAACUUAUAAAUUUAAAAAAGAACGUAAGCGUUGA